Messenger RNA from Danio aesculapii, 1301 nucleotides. RefSeq names its product ribonuclease inhibitor-like. The transcript is spliced from 5 exons. NCBI's taxonomy places the organism in Eukaryota, Metazoa, Chordata, Actinopteri, Cypriniformes, Danionidae. Gene Ontology annotation, molecular function: protein binding. The record is from RefSeq and is a predicted model, not a curated record. The annotation marks the transcript as partial.
UUAGUGAAGUUAAACCAGUCACUACAUUCAUACAUCCUUCAGACUAUUAAACACUCCAGAUCAACACAUACAUAUUGUGUUUGUCCUCUACACAGGCUACAGGGCUGUAAUCUCACUGUUCAGUCCUGUAAGAGUUUGUCUUCAGCUCUACAAUCCUCAAACUGUGUGCUGAGAGAGCUGGACCUGAGUAACAAUGACCUGCAGAAUUCAGGAGUGAAGCUUCUCUCUGAUGGACUGAGGAGUCAACACUGUAAACUGGAGACACUGAGAUUGGCCAUGUGUUAUUUCACUGUUCAGUCCUGUAAGAGUUUGUCUUCAGCUCUUAAAUCCUCAAACUGUGUCCUGAGAGAGCUGGACCUGAGUAACAAUGACCUGCAGGAUUCAGGAGUGAAGCUUCUCUCUGAUGGACUGAAGAGUCAACACUGUAAACUGGAGACACUGAGAUUGUCUGGCUGUAUGGUGACAGAGAAAGGCUGUGGUUUUCUGUCUUCAGCUCUGACUUCAAACCCCUCACACCUAAGAGAGCUGGAUCUGAGCUACAAUCAUCCAGAUUCAGGAGUCAAGCUGCUCUCUGAACAACUGGAGGAUCCAAACUACACACUGGACAAACUCAAUCUGGAUCAUGGAGGAGACACAAGGAUUACAGCAGGACCACGCAAAUAUGUCUGUUUCCCCACACUGGAUCCAAACACAGCAAACACUAAACUCAUUCUGUCUGAGAAGAAAAGAGAGGUGAAGCGUGUGAGAGAGAAUCAGUCGUAUCCUGAUCAUCCAGACAGAUUUGAUGGUGUGUAUCAAGUGUUGUGCAGAGAGAGUGUUUGUGGACGCUGUUACUGGGAGACUGACUGCAGUGAAGAUGAUGCUGUGUGUAUAUCAGUGUCAUAUAAGAGCAUCAGGAGGAAGGGAGGAGGUGAUGAGUGCUGGUUUGGAUCUAAUGCUCAGUCCUGGAGUUUGUUCUGCUCUCCCUUCAGAUUCAUAUUCUGGCACAAUAACACACGUACUGAUCUCUCAGUAACUCUGCUCAGCAGGAGAAUAGGAGUGUUUGUGGAUCACAGUGCAGGAACUCUGAUCUUCUACAACAUCUAUAGAGACACAAUGAGCCUCAUCCACUCAGUCCAGACCACAUUCACUGAGCCGCUCUGGCCUGGGUUUGUAGUUUAUCCUGGAUCAUCGGUGAAACUGAGCUGAAGACUGAUGAGAGAUUUACCCAGAAUCCUCUACAGGAGCAAUCAGCAGCUGUGUGUGUGUGAGAGAGAGAAACUGUGUGUGUGUGUGUGUGUGUGUGUGUGUGUGUGUGUGUG